AUGGAAAAACGUGUUGGUUCCACUUUAAUCAUCGACGAACCGUUCGAAUGGUACGACGAUAGUAGUUUAGAGGUGUUUGCGAACGCGAUUGAGGCCGAAGAAGCCGAAAGUUCCACGGCAUGGUCAGGACUGAAGCGUAAAGUGGUGAACCGCAACCGUUGGACCGCUUCACAAAGCAGCGAAUAUCUGUGUAAACCAACAACACAUGAUAUCCACCGUUUGUUUGAAGCACACGAAGAGAGGCAUCACUUGCCUGGAAUGCUCGGUAGUCUAGAUUGUACACAUCUUGUUUGGAAGAUGCGUCCAAACGAGUGGAGGGGUCAAUACAAAAGGGGUGAUCAUGAGUACCCCACUAUUAUGUUGGAAGCAACGACGUCUCAGGAUUUAUGGAUAUGUUACGCCUUUUUUGGUCCUCUGGGUGCUCUAAACGACAUCAAUAUGUUGCAACAAUCUCCCUUGUUCCUCCCCGAGCGUAUGGGCACUGCUUCUUACUAUCCAUUCACUCUAAAUGGGCGUAUUUAUAGACGUGGCUACUAUCUAGUAUAUGGCAUAUAUCUUAUAUGGUCUACGUUUGUUAAAGCGUACAAAUACCCUACCAACCCGAAAGAAAAAAUAACCAAUAUAGAUAUAGAACAGGAGAUAUAA
This is a messenger RNA of Erigeron canadensis, 645 nucleotides long. RefSeq lists its product as uncharacterized. The coding region runs from base 1 to 645 and encodes 214 amino acids. NCBI's taxonomy places the organism in Eukaryota, Viridiplantae, Streptophyta, Magnoliopsida, Asterales, Asteraceae. The record is from RefSeq and is a predicted model, not a curated record. The transcript has 2 exons.